Messenger RNA from Macroventuria anomochaeta, 402 nucleotides. RefSeq lists its product as uncharacterized. The transcript has a single exon. The annotation marks the transcript as partial. The record is from RefSeq and is a predicted model, not a curated record. NCBI's taxonomy places the organism in Eukaryota, Fungi, Ascomycota, Dothideomycetes, Pleosporales, Didymellaceae.
AUCCGCCCCGACGAGACCUUCGGUCCGCGUCUCGACACAUACUGCGCCAACCGGGGCAAGAGGUACGGUGUGCACUGGAUGUUCGUCUAUCGCUACCAGGCCAGCACCCAACAAAACCCUGAGCAGGAAAUGCAGAUCACCCUAACUUGGGACAUGACUCCGAACGACGUCAAGGACGACGACUUCCCUGGUGUCGCUAUGCGAAACCUGGACACCAUCUACGUAAUGAAGGCAAAGCCCUUAGCAUCGAGUGAGACUGACAGGAUCAUAAGCGACGGUGGUGCCGUGCGGUCUCCCGGUCCUCAAGUCAGCCAUCAAGAAGUGGACAUCACCAACGGUGAGACCACAUUCUACCAGAACCCCAACGUAAGUCGCCAAUGGUACCAAGCCGUUGAGCAAGAC